AUGGAGGCGGCGGCUCCCGGUGCGAAGAAGAGGAGAGCAGAGGCGCCGGAGACCGGCACGUCCUCGACGCCGGCGACAGCGGCCACGGAUACGCCCACUCCCGAAGCUACACCAAUCAAGAAGACAGGUGCACACAGCAGCCAAGAACCACCACCGCCCGGCGCCGGAGGAGAAGACGGCGGCGUGGACCGCAUCAGCGGCCUCCCAGACGCCAUACUCGGCGACAUCAUCUCCCUCCUCCCAACUAAGGAGGCCGCACGCACCCAAGUUCUCGCCUCCCGGUGGGCUCACCUCUGGCGCGCCGCCCCGCUCAAUCUCGACUGCCGCGAUCUCCCGGAAGCCGACGACGAGGUCCUCGCCGGCGUCGUCUCCCGCAUCCUCUCCGCCCACCGCGGCCCCGGCCGCCUCUUCCGUGUCCCGGCGCACCACGUCCACGACCGCGCCGCCACCGUGGAUGCCUGGCUGCGCUCCCCCGCCCUCGACAACCUUCAGGAGAUCGAGUUCUGCGACCAUCGUCGGCCGGCGCCGGAGCAACCACCGACGCCUCCGGCGUCCCUAUUCCGCUUCUCGGCCACCCUCCGCGCCGCCACCAUCUGCCGGUGCCACAUCCCCGACGGCGGCCCCGUGCAAGGGAUCCGCUUCCCCCAGCUCCAGCAGCUCGGACUCGUACGGGUUCGCAUCUCCGAGGGCUCGCUGCACAGCAUGAUUUCCAGGUCCAGCUUCCCUGCCCUGGAGUACUUGUUUCUUGACAGCAGCCAUGGCUUCCGUUGCGUCCGGAUCAACUCCACCAGCCUUCGAAGCAUCGGCGUCCGAACCGACUACUAUGGCCAGGACCUCCGUUGCUGUGUGCUCAACGUGUAG
Setaria italica (foxtail millet) is the source of this 861-nucleotide messenger RNA. RefSeq names its product FBD-associated F-box protein At4g10400. The record is from RefSeq and is a predicted model, not a curated record. Gene Ontology annotation, molecular function: protein binding. Bases 1 to 861 code for a protein of 286 amino acids. NCBI's taxonomy places the organism in Eukaryota, Viridiplantae, Streptophyta, Magnoliopsida, Poales, Poaceae. The transcript is spliced from 2 exons.